Messenger RNA from Capra hircus (goat), 2321 nucleotides. RefSeq names its product CD36-like protein. The record is from RefSeq and is a predicted model, not a curated record. The transcript has 16 exons. Gene Ontology annotation, biological process: long-chain fatty acid import into cell; lipid storage; receptor-mediated endocytosis. Gene Ontology annotation, cellular component: cytoplasm; cell surface; caveola. Gene Ontology annotation, molecular function: low-density lipoprotein particle receptor activity; scavenger receptor activity; low-density lipoprotein particle binding. Lineage: Eukaryota; Metazoa; Chordata; Mammalia; Artiodactyla; Bovidae. The coding region runs from base 283 to 1701 and encodes 472 amino acids.
CAUGAGAGCUAUCCACAUAUACUGAGGCUCUCUCACUUUAAUCUGUCUUUUACACACAGCUCCUAACACAGCUUCUAUGAAAUAUAUGGGAGAUGACACUACUAUAUAAAAACUCUUAAGAAGUUACAGAACAAGAAUAGCAAGCAGGAAUUUUCUUAAGGUCAUCAGGCUUUUUAAAAAAAAUCAGGGUAUGUCUUGCAUAAUGUGUUUGUCCCUCUUUUGCUGCAGGUGAACAAAACUACAGGAUCUACUCAUUCUACCUAGAAUUUCCCUGCAAGAAGAAUGGGCUGCAAUCGAAACUGCGGGCUCAUCACUGGUGCUGUCAUUGGUGCGGUUGUGGCUCUGUUCGGAGGGAUUCUAAUGCCAGUUGGAGACAUGCUUAUUGAGAAGACAGUUAAAAAGGAAUCUGUCCUUGAAGAAGGUACAAUUGCUUUUAAAAAUUGGGUUAAAGCAGGUGCUAAUGUUUACAGACAGUUUUGGAUAUUUGAUGUGCAGAAUCCAGACGAAGUGGCACUUAAUAGCAGCAAAAUUAAAGUUAAGCAAAGAGGUCCUUACACGUACAGAGUCCGUUAUCUAGCCAAGGAUAUUAUAACCCAAGACUCUAAGACCCACACAGUUUCUUUCCUACGGCCCAAAGGUGCCAUUUUUGAACCCUCGCUAUCAGUUGGAACAGAGAAUGACACAUUCACUGUUCUCAACCUGGCUGUAGCAGCUACACCCCAUCUCUAUCCAAGCACAUUUGUUCAGAUAAUACUCAAUGUACUUAUCAAAAACUCAAACUCUUUUAUGUUUCAAAAGAGAACUCUAAAGGAACUAUUGUGGGGCUAUAAGGAUCCAUUCUUGAGUUUGGUUCCAUACUCUAUUCCUACCACAGUUGGUGUGUUUUACCCUUACAACAAUACUACAGAUGGAGUUUAUAAAGUUUUCAGUGGAAAAGAUGACAUAAGCAAAGUUGCCAGAAUUGACACAUAUAAAGGCAAAAAGCAUCUCUCCUAUUGGCCAAGUUAUUGUGGAAUGAUUAAUGGUACAGACGGAGCCACAUUUCCACCUUUCAUUGAGAAGACUCAGGUACUACGAUUCUUUUCCGCUGACAUUUGCAGGUCAUUUUACGCUGUGUUUGGAGCCGAAAUUAAUCUAAAAGGAAUCCCUGUGUAUAGAUUUGUUCUUCCAUCCAGGGUUUUUGCAUCUCCACUUCAAAAUCCAGACAACCAUUGUUUCUGCACAGAAAAAAUUAUCUCCAAGGAUUGCACCUUAUAUGGUGUGCUAGAUAUUAGCAAAUGCAAAGAAGGAAGACCUGUGUACAUUUCACUUCCUCAUUUUCUACAUGCAAGUCCUGAAAUUGCAGAACCUAUUGAAGGCUUAAGUCCAAAUGAAGAGGAACACAGCACAUACUUAGAUGUUGAACCUAUAACUGGAUUCACUUUACAAUUUGCACAACGGCUGCAGAUCAAUAUGCUAGUUAAGCCAGCAAAAAAUAUUGUAGCAUUAAAGGGUCUGAAGCACAACUAUUUGGUGCCUAUUCUUUGGCUUAAUGAGACUGCCACUAUUGGUGAUGAGAAGGCAGAAAUGUUCAAAAAUCAAGUGACUGGAAAAAUAAACCUCCUUGCCCUGAUAGAAAUGAUCUUAAUGAGUGUUGGUGCAGUGAUAUUUAUUGCUUUUACAAUAUCAUACUGUGCAUGUAGACUGAAGAAUGCAAAAUAAGAAGCAAAUGAGUCUUUGUGCACCAGUUACAUCAGGACCAUUAUUAAUAUCGACCUACAAAAUGAAGAUUUAAUAUGCUUUAUUUUUGCAAAAUAUACCUUAUAGUUGAAUAACUUGUGUCCCUUUUUUUUUUUGCACUGAGCAGUAGCACAUUUCAAAGGAUUAUUAAAAUGUCAUUAAAAUCCAUACUUUGAACAACAACAAAAGCACCUUUUAAAAUUCGACAUGUUCACAAUGGAAUGGAUUUCAGUUUCUACAGAUGUGGCUUGGGUACAAUCCAGUAUUUUUAUUUCUCCAUGGAUCUUCCCAACCCAGGGAUUGAACCCAGGCCUCCUGCAUUACAGAUGGAUUCUUUACCAGCUGAGCCACCAGGAAAGCCCAGCUCUUCUGGAAACCUGAGCUAAUUUUCAUCUUUCUGCUCAGCUGCAUACAGCUUAUGCUUGGAAACUUCAGAAUGCUGUGCUAUUACUAAGAGGUGUAAAUGAUAAUCCAGAUAUUAUUGUGCGGAAGAUCAUCAAGUACAUAAUGUGCAUUCAGAGUUAUUUGUUGUAAUAUUUCUUGCUUUCAUAGUCACCCCAGAAAGACUGGUUUCAAACAUUAAAAGAUACUGUUUCUCAAAA